This is a messenger RNA of Priceomyces carsonii, 1002 nucleotides long. It is a transcript of the gene RPL2, whose product is annotated as 60S ribosomal uL2 domain-containing protein. Gene Ontology annotation, cellular component: cytosolic large ribosomal subunit; ribosome. Gene Ontology annotation, molecular function: structural constituent of ribosome; RNA binding. Gene Ontology annotation, biological process: cytoplasmic translation. The transcript is spliced from 2 exons. The record is from RefSeq and is a predicted model, not a curated record. Lineage: Eukaryota; Fungi; Ascomycota; Pichiomycetes; Serinales; Debaryomycetaceae. Bases 1 to 1002 code for a protein of 333 amino acids.
AUGAAUCGGAAUCUGGAGGAGAACCAUAUCAACUUAAUUGAAGGAAACGAACAUAGAGAGGAAGAUUCUUCUGAAAAUCGUUGGCUUAUUAUUAAUACUACUGGUGAAGAUAUAUUGGUAAGAAGAGGAGGGUUCGAUUUUUCAAGUACAAUUUCCAUCUCUAAAUUUGCAUUUGUUUUAAAUGAAAAUUAUUACAAACAUGAUGUCAACUUCGUAGAACUGUUUACUAACUUCAAAAUAGGUAGAGUAAUUCGUAACCAAAGAAAAGGUGCUGGAUCUAUCUUCACCUCGCACACCAGGUUGAGAAAGGGUGCUGCUAAGUUGAGAACUUUAGAUUAUGCUGAACGUCAUGGAUAUAUUCGUGGUAUUGUCAAGCAAAUCAUUCACGACCCAGGUAGAGGUGCACCUUUAGCUAAGGUUGCCUUCCGUGACCCAUACAAGUACAAGUUAAGAGAAGAGACUUUCAUCGCUAAUGAAGGUGUUUACACUGGUCAAUUUGUUUACGCUGGUAAAAAGGCUUCCUUGAAUGUUGGUAACAUUUUGCCAUUAGGAGCUUGUCCUGAAGGUACUAUCGUUUCUAACGUUGAAGAAAAGGUUGGUGACAGAGGUACUUUAGGUAGAACUUCUGGUAACUACGUCAUCAUUAUUGGUCAUAACCCAGAUGAAGGAAAGACUAGAGUUAAAUUACCAUCUGGAGCUAAGAAGAUUCUCUCCUCUGAUGCCAGAGGUGUCAUUGGUGUUGUUGCUGGUGGUGGUAGAAUCGAUAAGCCAUUAUUGAAGGCUGGUAGAGCGUUCCAUAAAUACAAAGUUAAGAGAAACUCGUGGCCAAAGACCAGAGGUGUUGCUAUGAACCCGGUUGAUCACCCCCACGGUGGUGGUAACCAUCAACAUAUUGGUAAGGCCUCAACUAUUAAGAGAGGUGCCGUUCCAGGUCAAAAGGCUGGUUUAAUUGCUGCUAGAAGAACCGGUUUAUUACGUGGUACCCAAAAGACUCAAGACUAA